This is a messenger RNA of Oryza brachyantha (malo sina), 1039 nucleotides long. RefSeq names its product sex determination protein tasselseed-2-like. The record is from RefSeq and is a predicted model, not a curated record. Bases 61 to 870 code for a protein of 269 amino acids. The transcript is spliced from 2 exons. Lineage: Eukaryota; Viridiplantae; Streptophyta; Magnoliopsida; Poales; Poaceae.
CGAGCAGCGAAAUCCGAUCAUCUAGCAACUUACUGUUCCUGAUCGGAGCAGGAAAUUACGAUGCAUCGGAGGUUGGCCGGGAAGGUGGCCGUCAUCACCGGCGCCGCCAGCGGCAUCGGCAAGGCGUCGGCGACCGAGUUCAUCAACAAUGGCGCGAAGGUGAUACUCGCCGACGUCCAGGACGAUCUCGGCCACGCCGUCGCCGCGGAGCUCGGCCCUGACGCGACGUACACGCGCUGCGACGUCAAGGACGAGGCGCAGGUCGCCGCGGCGGUCGACCUUGCCGUGGCGCGCCACGGGAGGCUCGACGUCUUCUACAGCAACGCCGGCGUCCUCGGGUCCGUCGCGCCGACGCCGCUCGCCUCCCUGGACCUCGGCGAGUUCGACCGCGUCAUGGCGGUCAACGCCCGCGCCGCCGUCGCCGUCGCCAAGCACGCCGCGCGCGCCAUGGUGCCCCGCGGGAGCGGGAGCGUGCUGUUCACGGCGAGCAUGUCGGCAGUGAUGGGCGGCACGGGGCCGACGUCGUACAGCGUCUCGAAGGCGGCGGUGCUCGGCGUGGUGCGCGCCGUGGCCGGGGAGCUGGCGCGCCACGGCGUGCGGGUGAACGCCAUCUCGCCGUGCGGCGUCGCCACGCCGAUGGCCACGAGGCUGGCCGAAGAGGCCAGCCCCGGGGUGAGCCUGGAGGAGCUCAAGCGCGCCAUGGCGGCUUCCAUGGAGCAGGUGGACGCUGGCCCGCUGAUCGACCCGGAGGACGUGGCGAGGGCGGCCGUCUUCCUGGCGUCCGACGAGGCCAGGUACGUGAACGGCCAUAACCUCGUCGUCGACUGCGGCUUCACGGUGGGCAAGCUCUUCAAAAUGCCCCAAAACUAGAGAAUUUGUUCAAAGCGGUGUGACAGUGUUCUUACCCAUACUGGCCUAGCAAACCAGCGUGGUUAAACAGCGUAGCUUUGAAAAUAAGUUUUACGAUAAUUUGUCUUGAAAAAUAAAUAAUGUAAGUUGGAAGAAAUAAGAAAAAGUCGAGAAUAUACGCUCACUCAUC